Molecule: messenger RNA, 836 nt
Organism: Cajanus cajan (pigeon pea)
Lineage: Eukaryota; Viridiplantae; Streptophyta; Magnoliopsida; Fabales; Fabaceae
Gene: ACP1
Product: acyl carrier protein 1
Biological process (GO): fatty acid biosynthetic process
Molecular function (GO): acyl carrier activity; phosphopantetheine binding
Source: RefSeq, a predicted model, not a curated record
UCCAAGGCACUUGUCGCUAUAUAUAUUCUCGCAUCACACUCUUCGCCUUCUCCGCCACCCUCUCUCUUUCUUCUCCAUUUUUCUUCUGCGCCUUUGCACCUUCGCCACACACCACCAUGGCCACCAACGCAGUCGUUGGAACCUCGCUCUCCAUGCGAUCCCUCCUUCCUCAAACACUGGCAUUUACCUCAAUUUCUGGCCCGAGAUCUGCUCUGGUUUCCAGCUUUGGGAGGAAGAAUGUUUCCUUUAGCUUGCAGCCCAGCUCAAUUCGCCUUAGAAUUUCCUGUGCUGCUAAAGCUAAACCAGAGACAGUAGAGAAGGUUUGCGACAUAGUAAAGAAGCAGCUGGCUGUGCCUGAAGGUCAGACUGUGUCCGCGGAGUCAAAAUUUGCAACUCUUGGAGCUGAUUCCCUUGACACGGUUGAGAUUGUGAUGGCCCUUGAGGAACAAUUUGGUAUCGCCAUUGAAGAGGAAAGCGCCCAGGCCAUCACUACAGUUCAGGAUGCUGCAGAUCUUAUUGAAGAAAUCGUUCUGAAGAAGAGUUCUUAGAGUAAAAAUGUACCAGAAGGUUUGUGUAAACAUGAACUCAUAAUCUCCAUACCUAUCAAUAUUUAUGGUGUGGGGCAAUUUUGAGUAUCGAGUGUUUUAAUUGCGAAAGACUUGUUGCCUGAUAAAAGUCCAAGAAGGAAAACAAAUUAGCCUGGCCUUUUGUUUCUGGAAAUUACAUCAAGUCCUUUUUUGCAUUAAGGGGUUUAUGUCAGUGAUAUGUUAAUUUUAUCAGAGAUGCCAUUGCUAUUUUAUGUAAGUUAAUUUAAUUCAGUCUAAUUUUUUCGUUAA